Molecule: messenger RNA, 237 nt
Organism: Perkinsus marinus ATCC 50983
Lineage: Eukaryota; Perkinsozoa; Perkinsida; Perkinsidae
Exons: 3
Coding region: 1-237 (78 amino acids)
Source: RefSeq, a predicted model, not a curated record
AUGCAUUCGGAGGAGAAGCGAGCAUGUCUAGGGGCGUCGUUAUGCGAUGAGCUCACGGCCUUCCACAAUGCGGAGAAGGUGGAGGAGUUAGAGGCGGAGUCGGACAUGCUUAGAGAUACUGUGGCACGGUACCGUUCCCUGGUCCGGCGCAAGGACGAGUAUCUUGCUCGCAUCGUAACUGUAAUGGGAGAGGGUGGUCAAGCGAGAGGGGAGGACUCCGAGGAGCGGUAUAAUUAA